Molecule: messenger RNA, 2511 nt
Organism: Drosophila novamexicana
Lineage: Eukaryota; Metazoa; Arthropoda; Insecta; Diptera; Drosophilidae
Product: cytoplasmic dynein 1 intermediate chain-like
Exons: 10
Coding region: 246-2231 (661 amino acids)
Biological process (GO): transport along microtubule
Cellular component (GO): cytoplasmic dynein complex
Molecular function (GO): dynein heavy chain binding; dynein light chain binding
Source: RefSeq, a predicted model, not a curated record
GCUGUUCACAAAACAUUGCAAUCGCAUUUUCAAUUGGAAUAAAAUGAUGAUUUAAUUGCAAUCUGUGCAUAUUCAAUUAGUACGAGAACAACAUUAAAGCUAGCGUAGCGAAAGCUGCUUUCGAACUGCACUUGUAGUUGUAGUUGUUGUUGUUGUUGUUGUAGCCCGAACUAAGCAACACAUCCGCCUUACGUGCCCGAACUGCAUCAGUUGAAACAAAUAGCGAGCGUUGCCACACCUCAAAAAUGGAUCGCAAGGCUGAGCUGGAGCGCAAGAAGGCCAAAUUGGCAGCACUGCGCGAGGAGAAGGAUCGACGUCGCCGCGAAAAGGAGAUUAAAGACAUGGAAGAGGCAGCCGGACGCAUUGGCACCGGCACCGGCAUUGACAAGGAUCAGCGCAAAGAUUUGGAUGAAAUGCUGUCCUCGCUGGGCUUUGCGCCCGUCUCUGAGGUGCUCUCCUCGCUGUCUUCGGCCAAUUCGCUGACAUCCGAUAAUUCCAAUACACAAACGCCAGAUGUUAGCUUGCAGGCCAACGUCAACGGACAGGGCGCCGGCAAGAAACAGCCACUGAAUCUGAGCGUUUACAACGUGCAGGCCACAAACAUUCCACCAAAGGAGACACUCGUCUAUACGAAACAAACACAGACCACCAGCACCGGCGGACACGAGCGUGAUGGAUAUAUGGAGGACUGGUGGCGUCCACGUAAAGCUCAUGCUACGGAUUAUUAUGAUGAAUACAAUCUUAAUCCGGGUUUAGAGUGGGAGGAUGAAUUCACAGUGCUUGCAUUUGAUGCCCAAGGAGACGACGAAGAGAGCUCGCUGCCACAUCUGGAUCAUGGCUUUAGUUCCAAGCUGCCGCCUGGCUAUCUCACCCACGGACUGCCGACAGUCAAGGAUGUGGCCCCAGCCAUAACACCGCUCGAACAGAAGAAGGAGCAGGAGGAGAAGAAGGAGGUCAAGGAACUGUCGGAGGAGCAAAAGCAAAUGAUCAUAUUAUCGGAGGACUUUCAGAGAUUCGUAUUGCGUGCCGGACGCGUCAUUGAGCGCGCCCUCUCCGAGAACGUGGACAUCUAUACGGAUUACAUUGGAUGCGGCGACAACGAGGAGGCGAACGAUGAGCGCUCCCACGCGCGCCUAUCGCUGAAUCGUGUCUUCUAUGAUGAGCGCUGGUCAAAGAAUCGCUGCAUCACCAGCAUGGAUUGGUCAACGCAUUUUCCGGAACUGGUUGUCGCCUCCUAUCACAGCAACGACGAGAGCCCCAAUGAGCCGGACGGCGUUGUGAUGGUCUGGAAUACAAAAUUCAAGAAGCAAACGCCCGAGGAUGUCUUCCACUGUCAGAGCGCCGUGAUGUCCACAUGCUUUGCCAAAUUCAAUCCCAAUUUAAUACUAGGCGGCACAUACUCUGGCCAGAUUGUGCUCUGGGAUAAUCGUGUCCAGAAACGCACACCCAUACAGCGUACACCCCUGAGCGCCGCGGCGCACACACAUCCCGUCUAUUGCCUGCAAAUGGUGGGCACACAGAAUGCCCAUAAUGUUAUCUCGAUAUCGUCGGACGGUAAGCUGUGCUCCUGGUCGCUGGACAUGCUAUCGCAGCCGCAGGAUACGCUCGAGCUGCAGCAGCGCCAAUCGAAGGCGAUCGCCAUCACAUGCAUGGCCUUUCCGGCCAAUGAGAUCAACAGCCUGGUCAUGGGCAGCGAGGAUGGCUAUGUCUAUUCGGCCUCGCGGCACGGCCUGCGUUCGGGCGUCAAUGAGGUAUUCGAACGGCAUUUGGGUCCCAUAACGGGCAUCUCAACGCAUUAUAAUCAAUCGUCGCCGGACUUUGGUCAUCUGUUCCUAACCUCAUCGAUCGAUUGGACAAUUAAGCUGUGGUCCCUCAAGGACACGAAACCCUUGUAUUCGUUUGAGGAUAACUCCGACUAUGUCAUGGAUGUCGCCUGGUCGCCCGUUCAUCCCGCUCUGUUUGCUGCUGUCGAUGGUAGCGGUCGCCUUGAUUUAUGGAACCUCAAUCAGGAUACCGAAGUACCGACAGCAUCAAUUGUUGUCGAUGGUGCGCCAGCGCUGAAUCGCGUCUCCUGGACACCAUCUGGCCUCCAUGUGACCAUCGGCGAUGAGUCCGGCAAGCUCUAUGUCUACGAUGUCGCUGAGCAUCUGGCGCUGCCGUCGCGCGAUGAAUGGUCCCGUUUCAAUGCUACCCUCAAUGAGCUCAAGAUGAAUCAGAACGACGAGGUCUAAUCCCAACGUUUACAGAACACGCUUUCGUCUAAACAAAAAUCUUUGGUGUGCAUUGCCAAGGGAUAGGGGGGGGAGCUGGGCGUAUAUUUAUCUAUAUGUAUAUCUAUGCAUAUUUAUAUUUAUAAAUGUGCUCCAAUUUUCUAUUGAUUGUGUUAAGAGCUUGGCUUUAAUUUUGUACGCGUUGUAAUUCAACUCGUUUUCUUUAUUUUGCGCUUUCCACCCAUAAUCCACCCAUUUUCCGCAAUGCGGCCAAGCAAAGAGCUUAAAAGCUUUUUGGUUU